Molecule: messenger RNA, 813 nt
Organism: Tuber melanosporum (Perigord truffle)
Lineage: Eukaryota; Fungi; Ascomycota; Pezizomycetes; Pezizales; Tuberaceae
Exons: 3
Coding region: 169-570 (133 amino acids)
Source: RefSeq, a predicted model, not a curated record
ACAUUCGACACCAACUUGUUGGUAUCGGAUUCAAACAGCACAAUACUUCACUGCCGGUACUAACUUGGCUCAAACACCAUCUCCACUUCCUUGCCACAACCAAAUUCUUCUCUAACCUCCUCCAACCAUACCUCCUAUUUUUCCAUUGCUCAACCAAGAACACACCAGAUGGCCCCUUCAGGCUUCCAAACCCAGAGCGAGAUUACGAACGGUAGAUCCCUAGAAAGAUCACAUCGUCCCGGGUACGGAUUAGAGAACAACCAGCAGCUAGUGGCUGUCAUACCACAACCCCCCGGCGAGGCUCGUGUUGUGGCCCAAGACCAGGGAGGGUGGUGGAUACCUGCUGGAUUGUGGAAAUGGAUCCUGCACUUCAUCAAUAACGCCCCCGCACCACACCCAGGUCGGCAAGACGGCCAGACCGAAACUCGCCCCACUCAUGCCGAGCACGUGGGUGAUCGUAGGGAGAAUUCCGGAACCAUCGAGGGCAGCUACAACACGACAAAUUACAGCGGUAACGCAAAAAGCUUUGGGCAAAAUGGAAAGGUAACUAUUAAUGGGGAUAUCCACUAGGGCCCGCGAUUCUAUUAGCUAGCUUAGAGGCCGUGUUAUCGCCGUACAUGAUAGACGGGCUGUAAUUUCAUGAUUCCUUAUGGAAUAUGAAACAUGUUUUGGUCUAUCUCUCUGACCCGAGACUGGGUGCCGUCGCCAACAGCCAUUAAGAAACUAGCAUUCCUUUUUUUGGGAUAUUUUUGUGGAAUAUUUCGGCGGAUGAAUCUCCUUUAUUCAUGUUUUUGCAAUUUUACUUUAUUUUUC